Molecule: messenger RNA, 4059 nt
Organism: Lodderomyces elongisporus
Lineage: Eukaryota; Fungi; Ascomycota; Pichiomycetes; Serinales; Debaryomycetaceae
Gene: ZCF14
Product: Zcf14p
Exons: 1
Coding region: 1-4059 (1352 amino acids)
Biological process (GO): positive regulation of transcription by RNA polymerase II; DNA-templated transcription
Cellular component (GO): nucleus
Molecular function (GO): RNA polymerase II cis-regulatory region sequence-specific DNA binding; zinc ion binding; DNA-binding transcription factor activity, RNA polymerase II-specific
Source: RefSeq, a predicted model, not a curated record
AUGAACUCCACAUUCCAGGGUGUGAAAAAACCACCUUAUCAGAAACGAAGCAGAGUCUCACUAAGUUGUGUCAACUGUAAAAAGAGGAAAAUUAAAUGCUCAAGAACGAAUCCGUGUGAAUCUUGUAUAAAGUAUAGAUUACCAUGUGAAUACCAAACGCCUGUAUGGAACGUGGCACCCCCACACUCAGAGAAUGGUGGACAGAAAAAUGUACAGCAACAGUUUGGCGUACAUAGAAUUGAUAAACCUAUAGCUCAUCAACUGCGUGGAAAUAACAGUGGCAGUAACAACCAAAGUGCACUGAACCUUUCUUCUUCAGAGAAUUCUCUACAGGAACAAUUAAACUUACUUAAAUCAAAGUUGAGAGAAAUUGAAUCAAGCAUUGAGCGUGGCGGUGCUGAUGGUGGUGGUGAUGAUGGCUCUGAUGUUAAAGGCAAUAGUUCUGGAAGUAAUAUCGGAAGCAGUAUUAGUAGUAGUACUACUACUACUACUGCUAGUACUACCACUACCAGCGGGAUCAGCGUGGGAGUUGUAGGUGGUGGUAGUAGUAAUUAUGGAAUGAAUUCAUCACGUACAAGCUCUUUCACCUUGUCCUCAUCAGAGCCAGUACAUCGUCCAACGCUAUAUUGGGAAUCAUUAGACGCCACUAAUAAUCAAACAUAUAUUGGAAUCAACCCCUUUGACGAGUCCAAGAAUGAGACCAUGAGCUUUUUUGAUGGAUAUUGCGCGGUCUACGAGCAAGACAUUGCACGAAGGUAUAAUAACGGCCCAUUCUCAUGGAUCACAAUUGUGAAGAAAGAUCCUGCACAGAAUGCCAUUUGGAAACAUCUUCGUGCUAUGAACACAGAGCAGAAACGCUUGAUUCGGCAAACACCAAGAACUUCAAAGUUACCGCCAGCAUUGAUUGACAGGCUAUCGGCCAAGACUAACGCAGGUAACAGCAACGAUGACCUAUUGCGUGGUGGUGGUAUGCUUGGUGUUAAAAGACAAUGUAAUCUUAAUGAGGAUGAGUUUAGAGAAAAGGUGAUUGACGAACAAGGAUUGAAUGACUUGCGAGUAUAUGGCAAUGUACGAACAAAUUUUAAACAACUGAAUUCAAGAAGAGGAUGUACUGGUAAAAAUGGAGGACAAAGAAGAUCAAAAAGUCCUGAAGAGGAGGAGAAUAGUGCGGGGAAAAUACAUUGUGUAAAUGCAAUAAAUGGAGAAGGAAUAGAGAGUUGUAGUAGUAAUACUACUACUACUACUACUGCUACUACUACUACUAACAACAAUAAUGAUAAUAACAAUAAUAAUGGUGUUGGUAAUAAUGGAACAUCUGGUUCACUUCCUCGCCCUUCCUCAUCUCCUAUUCGACAUGCAGGAGCGCACAGAAGAAACAAUAUUGAAGAAGAACUUUGCUUGAUUGAGUGUGUUCGGCAAUCUCUUCCGAAGCAAAGAGUUGUAUGGACAUCAAUUGAAUUCUUUUUCAAGUACCUUUAUCCCUAUAUGCCGAUUUUGGACGAGAAUACAUUUACUGCGGAGAUGGAGAGAAUGUUGGGCAAGAAAAAUUUUAUGGACAUUGCGUUUCAGGAAUUGAGGAUCGAAAAGAGAUUGGAUUUUGCAUUUCUAGCCGUGUUAAUGGUUUUGUUGCGUAUGACUUAUAAUUCGUUAAUUUCAAACAAACGUGGACUAAAUGAUGCCAAUAUGGAGGAAAGAGAAGAGGGAAAGGACAAGAAGAAAACAAGAGGACAUGCAAAUGGAGACGAACAAGAAGACAGCAAUGCCGAUGACGAGAGUUCUCGUUUGAAUGGUAAAUUUGCAGAUGAUUUGCGAUACUUGUUGUUAAACCCGGUCGAUAUCAAGAUUAUUGACACUGCGCAAUCGUGUCUUGAUCAGUUUGACUUGUACAAACGUACCUCUUUGGUUGUGUUGCAGGCAUUGUUUUUGCUUAAAUUAUACAAGAUGUUUUCACCAGAGGAUGGAGAUGGGUCGGAUGGAGGCGAUUCGCAGGUUUUGAAUGGCCUUUCCGUACAAAUGGCAAUAUCUAUUGGACUCAAUAGAGAUGUUGAGAAAUGCCGGGACACGAGCGAGGGUUAUGCUACACAAAACUUGCAUCGUAAGAUUUGGUUCUUUUUAAUUAUUUGCGAUUUGCUUCAAGGGUAUCAAUAUGGUAAUCCUUUGGUGAUAAAUGAGAAAAUGUACGAUACAAAAUUACCUUUUUUCAAACAUGGCAAUGAGAAUAUCAAUGAUCUGGAAAAGGAAAGAUAUGUUACAGGGACAUUUGCCUACUUUGAAAAAUAUCGAGAGAAAUUGGUAACAAUGUUGGAUGAUUGCCUCAACUUGAGGAAACCUGUUGAGAUGAAAAACUUGACGAGGCAACUUGGUGAUUUCGAAAUGUUUUUAAAUGAUAAUUACGGAACAAUGAGCCACAUCCUUGUCCCUUACGAUCAGAAUAAAUUCCCAUACCCGUUUUUGAAGCUCAUGCAGUGCAAGAAUUACAUGAAUAUGAAGAUGUUUUUGAAUAUAAUUUAUUAUCACAUAUUUUUAUUCUAUGAAAACAAGGUCCGAAACUCUAAUGAUAACAAUGGUCUUGUGGACAAGUCACUAGCUCUAUUUUAUCUCAAGAAAAUGUUUGCGUCGUUUUUUAGUGAGUUUUUCCCAACUAUUUUCAGCUUGCUUUUAGAUGGACAAAAAAACUUUGGGUUAGGUAUAACCACGGAUAUGAUAUUGAACCCAUAUACGCAGCACAUGGUCCACAAGGUAUCGCAAUUUAGUAUAUCCAUAAUGUUGCGGUUGCAAAGCACGAUUUUUAUGUUGAAAUCAAAUGCUGACUAUCAUAAUUUGAGUCUACGAAAUUCUGUUAGUUAUAAAUUGAGGUUUGCCAAAUUGAUGAAACUCUUGAGAUUGAUAGAGAAAAUUUCCGAAGUUUGUAUCUCUGCAAUGGCGAGAUUGAGCCGGAGAUACUAUUAUGCAUGGAGAGUCACAAAGGCUCAUACGUUUUUGGUAAAAAGCAUAGCUAUGAAUGAGGACUAUCACAAAGCGAUACCAAAGGAAGACCAUGUAGAGUUUUUGGAGUGCAGCGAUGAACAAUUGACAGAGUUUUGUAGGAUUUGUGAAGAAGGGUUAAAAAAGUAUACUAAGGCAAAGUCGCAGUUUAAUGUUGAUGGAAGUGGCGAGUUUGAAGAGUUUGAAUCCAUAUGUGGGUUAAAGAAACAUCCUCAUAAGCCUGCAGCAGUAAAUACACCUAUAGGUGUAACGGGAGAAAGACCCGUCACACCCAACACUGGUGCAGAAGAGUUGUUUAGACCAAGGACGAUCCAUAUGCAUGACUUAACUGAAAACAAUGGUGAAGGAAGUAUGGAAUCAAAUUCUACUGCAUCGGUGUUUACCGAAGAAGAACAAAAACAAAAACAUAAGCAAAAGCAAAAGCAAAAGCAAAAACUGCCAAGACUGCUGCACCAACAAGACUUGGAGCAAGUAUUGUCACAUCCUCUUUCGAAUGAAUCCUGGUCAGAUCUUGAUGACAUGAAAUUUGUCAAUAACGAGGAGAUUGACAAUUUGUGGAUCUCGAUGAAGAUGAAGAAUGAGCCGGUAAUGACUCCUAGAUCAGCUAUUGGUUUGGGUGGUGUUGGUGCUGGCAAUAGUGGUCCACUCACUUCUACAAUCACUGGCAACAACAAUAAUAUUCAUAACAAUACUUACACUAAUAGUAGUUAUAAUAAUAACACCACGAGAUACGCAAUUUUUGAGAAUAGUGCACCUACCACAAGUGCAGUACCAACAAUAGCUACACCUGCAGCAGUUAAUGGACAUCAUUAUCCUGCUUCGUUGACGCCAUUGCUAAAUGCUGUUCCAAGUCCGCAAGCUCCUAUUGAUGGUACAUCUUGUGCGAUUGGUGAUGGACUGGGUUCUUUUCAAAAUAAUUAUGGUGAUGAGAAUGGGGAUGACAAUAACAAUAACAAUGGCAGUACUAACAAUAAUGGCGGAGAGGCUUUUAAUUAUUGGAAAACAUUGGAUGACUUUGAUUUGUUUAAUGCAUUGCCGUUGGAAGAUAUUUUAGGAUUGAACAAGUUUUCAUGA